Messenger RNA from Tripterygium wilfordii, 1618 nucleotides. Its product is annotated as tRNase Z TRZ1. The coding region runs from base 193 to 1101 and encodes 302 amino acids. Lineage: Eukaryota; Viridiplantae; Streptophyta; Magnoliopsida; Celastrales; Celastraceae. The transcript is spliced from 9 exons. The record is from RefSeq and is a predicted model, not a curated record.
GUUCGUUAACCUUAAACGUCUCGUUCCCUAAAUCACCUUUGAUUGGCGGCGUCCUUCUCUAGUCCCCGGUGUUAUGGUGCGGUGGUGACUACGGCGUCUCUUCUGUGACUAAGAAAACUAUUCAAGGUAGCCUAGCCUUUUCGUCUUUGUGGCUCUCUCUAGAUAUUUUUUUGAAUUUUAGCAGCAGUCUCCAUGGAGAGAAAAAUCAAAAACCUGAAUUCAGAAGAGAAGCAACCAGAGGAGCCGAGGAAAGGCAACAAGAGAGAUAAAGAAGUACUGAAAAUAGAGGGAUACCCGGUCGAAGGACUGUCCAUAGCCGGUCACGAGACCUGCGUCAUCUUCCCUAGUCUGAAUUUAGCUUUCGACAUCGGUCGCUGCCCCCAGCGUGCUAUCUCCCAGGACUUCCUCUUUAUCUCUCAUGGUCAUAUGGAUCACAUUGGUGGACUGCCCAUGUAUGUUGCAACCCGUGGCCUAUAUAGGAUGAAGCCCCCAACAAUUUUCGUGCCAACUGCUAUUAAAGAAGAUGUGGAAAAACUAUUUGAGGUGCAUAGGAAAAUGGACGGAUCAGAGCUGAACCACAAUCUGGUUGGCUUGGAUUGGGGAGAAGAGUUCCAUUUAAGAAAGGACCUCAAAGUGAGAGCAUUCAAGACUUACCAUGUCAUACAAAGCCAGGGCUACUUAGUUUCCUCCGUGAAACAUAAACUUAAGCAGGAGUAUCUUGGCCUGUCUGGGAACGAGAUUAAGAACUUGAAGACAUCAGGUGUGGAGAUUACAUACACCAUAACAACCCCUGAAAUUGCUUUCACUGGUGACACUAUGUCCGACUUCAUUAUCGAUCAGACAAAUGUCGAUGUUCUAAAGGCAAGGAUUCUUGUUCUAGAGAGCACAUUUGUUGAUAGCUCAGUAUCAGUGGAGCAGGCAAGGGAUUAUGGACACACUCAUUUGUCUGAGAUUGUUAAUUAUGCAGAAAGGCUUGAGAACCAAGCAAUUCUUCUGAUUCAUUUUUCUGCUCGUUAUGCAUUAGAGGAAAUCCAAAAGGCUGUGUCUAUGUUGCCUCCACCUUUGGCAGGCCGAGUUUUUGCGCUGACUGAGGGUUUUUGAAGACUGCUGUUGAGAAUUGUAUUAUGUGUUGUAUAUUGAGCAUCAUUUGGUAAGAGAUUAUAUAGCAUCUCCACUGGAUGACCGAUUAGAUCAGAAGCUUCUGAUACACGUUGCGUCGUGGUUAUUGCCUAUCAACGUAGAAUGAUGCAAGCAAGUAAUGCAGUUGCAACUCUUAAACCACUAAGCCAUGCCAUCAUAUGCGAUCAUAACUUGAACUGAAGCUCCCUAUUGAGACGUUCUUCAUUGAAAGAUAGCAACGAUGCAAAGUGACGUUGGAAAGAAGACUAAGUGCAGGAUUCUGGGUUGAAGUACCUUGCGAGAUUAAUUGAACCAAGCAAACUCAAUGCCGCCGUGGGAGCUCCAGCCUUGAUUCCUCUAGAACCCAGAAACCUAAACGUGAAUGCUUGCUUGCAAUGAAUCCAUCUGAGUCACAGGAACAGACUACUCUAAUCUGAUAAGUCUGCUUGUUAUAUAAUGUUGCCCGACGGCCCAAAACAAUAUAGUCAAUUAAUUCACU